This is a messenger RNA of Manis javanica (Malayan pangolin), 2466 nucleotides long. Lineage: Eukaryota; Metazoa; Chordata; Mammalia; Pholidota; Manidae. The record is from RefSeq and is a predicted model, not a curated record.
CCCGGCAGGCCCAGCGGCUAGGAGAGUCACGUGAGAGUGGGUGGUGGAGGUGGAGGCUUGUGUCUGCUGUGUAUUUUUUUGCCUCUGUAGUUGGCGGAGGUGGGCGGCUUUGACGGAGAAACACUGAAGCUCCGAGUGAACAGAAUGUUUCGUCUUAAUUCACUCUCUGCUUUGGCAGAACUGGCUGUGAGCUCUCGAUGGUACCAUGGGGGGUCACAGCCCACCCAGACCAGGCGACAACUGAUGAUGGUGGCUUUCCUGGGAACAUCUGCAAUAACUGCAAGUACUGGUCUCUUGUGGAAAAGGGCCCUUGCAGAAUCUCCACCAUCUGUAAACAACCCAAAGAGUGAACUUGGCGAUAAAAGAAAGAAUAAAGAUGAAGGGGAAGUUUGUAAUAAUGAAAAAAAGUCUUCAGAUAUUUGUCUUGAACCUACUCCAGAAGAGAAAAAGAAGAAACGUUCUGGAUUCAGAGACAGAAAAGUGAUGGAAUAUGAGAAUAGGAUUCGAGCAUAUUCUACACCAGACAAAAUCUUCCGAUAUUUUGCCACCUUAAAAGUAAUCAGUGAGCCUGGUGAAUCUGAAGUAUUUAUGACUCCACAAGAUUUUGUGAGAUCCAUAACACCCAAUGAAAAACAACCAGAACACUUGGGUCUGGACCAGUAUAUAAUAAAACGCUUUGAUGGGAAGGAUUUCUGGCAGACAGAGAAAAUUGCCCAGGAACGAGAAAAAUUUGCUGAUGAAGGUAGUAUAUUUUAUACCCUUGGAGAAUGUGGACUCAUAUCCUUUUCAGACUACAUUUUCCUUACAACUGUUCUCUCUACUCCUCAGAGAAAUUUUGAAAUUGCUUUCAAGAUGUUUGACUUGAAUGGAGAUGGAGAAGUAGACAUGGAGGAGUUUGAACAGGUUCAGAGCAUCAUUCGCUCCCAAACCAGUAUGGGUAUGCGUCACAGAGAUCGUUCUACUACUGGUAACACUCUCAAGUCUGGCUUGUGUUCAGCCCUCACAACCUACUUUUUUGGAGCUGAUCUCAAGGGGAAACUGACAAUCAAGAACUUCCUUGAAUUUCAGCGUAAACUUCAGCAUGAUGUUCUGAAGCUAGAGUUUGAACGCAAUGACCCUGUGGAUGGGAAAAUUACUGAGAGGCAGUUUGGUGGCAUGCUGUUGGCCUACAGUGGGGUGCAGUCUAAGAAGUUGAUUGCCAUGCAGAAGCAGCUCAAGAAGCACUUCAAAGAGGGAAAGGGUCUGACAUUUCAGGAAGUAGAGAACUUCUUUACUUUCCUAAAGAAUAUUAAUGAUGUGGACACUGCAUUGAGCUUUUACCAUAUGGCUGGAGCAUCUCUUGAUAAAGUGACCAUGCAGCAGGUGGCCAGGACAGUGGCUAAAGUGGAACUCUCAGACCAUGUGUGUGAUGUGGUGUUUGCACUCUUUGACUGCGAUGGCAAUGGGGAGCUGAGCAAUAAGGAAUUUGUUUCCAUCAUGAAGCAACGGCUGAUGAGAGGCCUGGAGAAGCCCAAAGACAUGGGUUUCACCCGCCUCAUGCAGGCCAUGUGGAAAUGUGCACAAGAAACCGCCUGGGACUUCGCUUUACCUAAACAGUAACCCAAAGCUGCAAGAGGGGCCAUUCCUCCCCGGCCAGCACCCUGGUCCCUUGAGCAGAGCAAAGCCCUUCCUGAUGCUAAUUCUGGAAGUAGGUUUCUUUCUUUCUGGGAUUGAUCUCAGGAUUCAACCAGUUUCCCCUCUCUACCCUCCCACUGUCCUAGCAUUUGGCUAGGCUCUGAGUCUGCCUGGUGACUAUCCCCACAGGGUCUCAGAAACAUGAACAAGACCUCAAAACUCAGAUUUAGGGCACUUUCAACGGUAUACCCAUUUAAGCACCCUACGAACAAACAAUGAGAGAACAAUCCACACACCUACUAACCCUGGGAAACACCCAAUGCUUGAGUUGUUUUUGCUGUGGAUUUAUAUUACCAAGAAUGCUCCUUGCUUUUCUUCCUACUACAAGGGUUUUUUUAAAGCUACAAGUUGGGAAAACUUUUGGCAGGCAAAAGUAUCAUUCUGUGAUGAAUGGUAAUAAGGAUGACUCGGGCAUCCUGAGCUGGCAGAAAGCCUGGGCCAGUGGAGGGAUCUGUGUCAGUCCCCAGACCAUCUCUGAGGCCUGCUCUGGGAAGGUGAUGUGCACAGUGGAAACAGAGCAAGACUUGGAAUUUAAAGCAGCUGUUUCGUGGCUCUCUCCACUCCCUUCUUUUCAUCUAGGGCUCCCUAAGAAGACUCCACCAUGACUCUGCUUAUGAGCAGCAGUGACUGAGUUUAUGUUCCCUGCAAGUGCCAUUGCCCCCUCCAGGAGUGUGUCUCGGAAGCUGAGGCCUAGCUCAGGGCCUGUCUGCCCUCCAUCUUAAACAGUUGUAAAAUAUCAUUUUAAUUAUAACAGUUUGCAAUAAAGCCCCCCCUAAAGGCUCUUGUCUCCUG